CGCCGGCGCCGUCAAGUAGCCUGGGGGACCGGCCGGCGCGGCUCGGAGCGGGUGGGCGGGCGGCCGGGAGGCCGGAGCAGCACGGCCGCAGGACCUGGAGGUCCGGCUGCGUCUUCCUGUAGCGCUACCCGCCAUGCGCCUGCCGCGCCGGGCCGCGCUGGGGCUCCUGCCGCUUCUGCUGCUGCUGCCGCCCGCGCCGGAGGCCGCCAAGAAGCCGACGCCCUGCCAUCGGUGCCGGGGGCUGGUGGACAAGUUUAACCAGGGGAUGGUGGACACCGCAAAGAAGAACUUUGGCGGCGGGAACACAGCUUGGGAGGAAAAGACGCUGUCCAAGUACGAGUCCAGCGAGAUUCGCCUGCUGGAGAUCCUCGAGGGGCUGUGCGAGAGCAGCGACUUCGAAUGCAACCAGAUGCUAGAGGCGCAGGAGGAGCACCUGGAGGCCUGGUGGCUGCAGCUGAAGAGCGAAUAUCCUGACUUAUUCGAGUGGUUUUGUGUGAAGACACUGAAAGUGUGCUGCUCUCCAGGAACCUACGGUCCCGACUGUCUCGCGUGCCAGGGCGGAUCCCAGAGGCCCUGCAGCGGGAAUGGCCACUGCAGCGGAGAUGGGAGCAGACAGGGUGACGGGUCCUGCCAGUGCCACGUGGGGUACCAGGGCCCGCUGUGCACAGACUGCAUGGAUGGCUACUUCAGCUCGCUCCGGAACGAGACCCACAGCAUCUGCACAGCCUGUGACGAGUCCUGCAAGACGUGCUCAGGCCUGACCAACAGAGACUGUGGCGAGUGCGAAGUGGGCUGGGUGCUGGACGAGGGCGCCUGUGUGGAUGUGGACGAGUGUGCGGCCGAGACGCCUCCCUGCAGUGCUGCACAGUUCUGUAAGAACGCCAACGGCUCCUACACAUGCGAAGAGUGUGACUCCAGCUGUGUGGGCUGCACAGGGGAAGGCCCAGGAAACUGUAAAGAGUGUAUCCCUGGCUACUCGAGGGAGCGCGGACAGUGUGCAGAUGUGGAUGAGUGCUCACUAGCAGAAAAAGCCUGUGUGAGGAAAAACGAAAACUGCUACAAUACUCCAGGGAGCUACGUCUGCGUGUGUCCUGACGGCUUCGAAGAAACGGAAGAUGCCUGUGUGCCGCCGACAGAGGCUGGUGAGUGGCACGGCUCUCUCCACACAGGCUGCCCUCCCCUGGGCCGCGGGGCUUGCACGCAGACUGGCUGCUUGGUCUGAAAUCCACACAGACAAUGGCCUUGGGAUGGUGAGAGGGGGAUUCCCGGAAGACAGGUGCAUAACACCUGUGUGGGCACACUUGGCGCAGAGAGGUACCGGCUUCCUGAGGAUGAAGCCCCAGGUUCACAGCUCAAAUGGAAGUUAAGGCGAUGAAAGGGGAAGUCUCUGAAGCUCAGACCUCAGCGGGCGAUGAACAGAGGAGCAGACGCCGGAGAAGAGGCAGCUAAGGAGCUGGAAAAGUCAUCUGGGGAGGCUGCCCAGGGUGCCACAAGGACAGGGACAGGCAGGAAGUGGUGGAGGGCAAGCAAGUCCCCCAUACCUGUUUCCUGGGGCUGCCUUACCAAGAACCACGAACUUGGGGCUCCAGCAACAGAAAUGUGCCUCUCACAGGAGCCAGAAGUCAGAGGCCCAGACGCAAGCAGGCUGCUUCCUUGGGAGGCUGGGCGGGCGCGUCUGUUCUGGGCCUCUGUCCUCGCCUGGGGAUGCCACCUGCUCCCCGUGUCUUCACGUGGUCUCCGUGUGGGUGUCUGUCUCUGUCCAAACCUCCCCUCUUUGUAAGGACACCAGUCACUAAUGCCCUCGUGUUAACUUGGCCGUUGGUAAAGACCCUAUUUCCAAACAAGGUCACAAUCACAGGUACUGGGAGUAAAGACUUCAGCGUGUUUUGGGGGACAUAGAUCUGCCCGUGACAGCCCUCACAGAAGUCUAGAACAUAGAGAGUGGGAAAGAAGCAGUGUUCAAGGAGAUAUUGGCUAAGGGUUUUUCAGAAUGAAUACGGCAUGAUUCAGAUUCCAGAAGCUGUUUCCUGAGCAGGACACAUAAAAGCAAUUCCACAUCUAGAAGCAUCGCAGCAACAGCAACAGCAAGACAGAACUGAGGGGCUGGCAGAGGCGGACAGGCCAGAAGACAAGGCUGCCUGCUACCCCCUCGGUCCCCUCUUGCCCCUCCCUCCCCCCACCCUCUGUCGGUUCCCUUUGGCCCGUCCCUCCCCGCACCACCCUCAGUCCCCUUUUCCUCCUCCCCCCCACCACCAUUGCUCAGGCUCCUAUUCUGCCAGGCUGCAAGGAACCCCUUGCCGCUCCCAACUCCGUAUCCUCCGCACCCACAGCAGUGUGGUGGCUCUGAAAUGCCGUCUGCCUCAUCUCUCAUCUGCUUUGGGGGAAACGGGGGUCUCCGAGCUGCCCUUGGAUGGCUGCGUCCGGGGCCUUAAGCCAGGACUGGACGGACAGGCCCUGCACAUGCCACUGCUGUCCUGGGAAAGGCCUCGUCCCCAGGGCCCUUUGUGCUCAGCUUUGACGACCUAUGCUUGUUUUCUGACAGAAGGCACAGGAGGAGAAAGGCCGCCACAGCUGCCCACCCGCGAAGACCUGUAAUGUGCCGGACUUGCCCUUUAAAUUAUUCAGAAGGACGUCCUGUGGAAAAUGUGGCCCUGAGGAUGCCGUCCCCUGCAGCGGACAGCAGGAGGGAGAAGCUCCUGCUUCUCAUUUGUCCCUUAAACAGCUGCAUUUCUUGGUUGUUCUUAAACAGACUUGUAUAUUUUGAUACAGUUCUUUGUAAUAAAAUUGACCAUUGAAGUUAGUAA
This is a messenger RNA of Pongo pygmaeus (Bornean orangutan), 2804 nucleotides long. RefSeq names its product CRELD disulfide isomerase 2 (gene CRELD2). The record is from RefSeq and is a predicted model, not a curated record. Lineage: Eukaryota; Metazoa; Chordata; Mammalia; Primates; Hominidae. The transcript has 9 exons. Gene Ontology annotation, molecular function: calcium ion binding. Bases 134 to 1222 code for a protein of 362 amino acids.